AACGCGUUACGUCACGCGUCAGAUGUCACGCGAGACGCGCCGUCGCGCGUGGCCGCUUGUUGGAUCGAGUUUACGCUCUUACGCUCACCUCCAGAAACAAUGUCACGCAUACAACAAGACGCCAUAUUUCGGCUCAGUGAUGACAAAGAGACAAGAGCACUCGCUUUGAACCUACUCAACACAGCUGCACUCGCUACCGGACCGGGGACGGGAUACGACCUGCGCGAGGGCCUGUCAGGCCUUCCGGCCAUCUGCGCGUACAUCGCGUCGGAGCAGCUGGGCGGCGGGGACGUCGCGGAGAGGGUCGCCCAAGGAGCGUCCUGCCUCAAGCCCAAAGUCUGGCGAUCGACACUAAAGACUGUCCAGGCCGCGCUGGAAGCGGUGGCCGCGCAGAAGCAAGAGGAAGAGGAGGCGCCGCUGGACUAUGAAGACUUGAUCGCGCGGAGGAGGCUCAAAGAAUCCGCAUUCGUCGCCGUGUGCAUGCACGAUGUGGAGAGGGCGCUGCUGAAGACGGGGCGGCUCCUGGAGGAGUUUCAUCCUCCGAACGAUGCACUGAAGGUCUCCGUUUUUGUGUGGGUGUGUGUCAGCUUGCUGAAGAUCAGGAGCGUCACACCGGAGAGUAUGCUGAAGAAUUACGAGAUUUCGAAGCGAGACUUCAACGACAUCGUCGAGGUCCUCGAGGAGUCGUGCGCUGAGACGGCCAAGAAGAUCCGACGGAGAGUGUUGGAGUUCAGAGCGAAAGUCGUCGCUGCAAAGUCGUCGGCGGUGUCUGCCACUCAGCCUUCAGAAGCAUCCGACCCCAGAGCCCGCACUGUAUCCCCUUCCAGGUCUGCGUUGGUAACGGAUACUGGAGGUGAACCCUCUGUGCUUCCUGACGAGGUGCCCAUCGCAUCGUCCUCUAAAUCAGUCGUCAUACCAGACAGCGCGCGCGACGCCUCCGUCCCCCCACACAAGACACCUACGCACAAACGAAAGGUAGCAUUCGCAGAGCUAGACGAUGCCGAUGCCGAACUCCUCGACACGCCCUCCAAGCGUCCGCGCGUCGCCUCCCCCACAAAGGCCUCACGAAACCUCCCCGCAUCGCCCGCGAAGCCAACACCGCGACCCGCCGCCUCUGCUGUUCCUGCCGCUCCUGUUGUUCCUGCCGCUCCUGCUGCCCCUGCACCACCUGCACCGCCCGUCCAACCCAUACCCAACCCCGACGCCAUCUCCCCCUCCAAACCGAGCCGCCCAUCAGGCUCACUGCCGCCACCUCUCCCCGCGCUCACGAUGCCAAAACCGUCCAUCUUCCCGAGCACGAAGUCCGCCCCAGUCCAGUCCCCGCUCGACCUCCUCGCCCAGCGGGGCAGCUCGCGGAGCCCUUGGAACAGCCCGCGGCCGCAGACGCGGUCCCAGACGCAGCCCACGCCCAAGCCUGCACCCGUGGCGGGGCCGUCGACGCCCAGCCGCCGCGGCCGCCCGCCGAGGGUGGAGGCGACGACGAGGACCCCGACGACGGCUGCGCGGAUGACACCCGGGCGCACGCCUACGCAGAGCAUGACGAGCCCCACGCGCCGACGCGUCCCUGCGCUGGACGAGGCUGACGAGGACGCGCACCGGCUGCGUCGCUCCCGCCUGGUGUUUUUGGACCAGCGGCAGUGGUUCCAGCGCGAUCUGAGGGCGGAACGCGAGUGGAGGGCAACGGAGGCGAGGAUGCGCGACAUUGGUAUGGUACCUUCUGCACGGGUGAGAGGCGGGAGGGCGAGGCCGGUGUCUGCUUGAGCUUGCUUGUUCGUGCUGUUCACGUCACGUUGUAUACCGUUGUAUGAGUACUGCCUCUUACUGGGGUUUGGAUUGAUUGGAAUGUCUUGUGUAAGAAGUGUAGGAAAGGUAGUUGCUAAUCAAUUGUGCAUUCUUCGAGCAUGCUAGCUAAGACCGGAUAGAUACAGUGUAGAUGGAGAGCACACGAACAUUGAGUGGAUC
Rhodofomes roseus is the source of this 1962-nucleotide messenger RNA. RefSeq lists its product as uncharacterized. NCBI's taxonomy places the organism in Eukaryota, Fungi, Basidiomycota, Agaricomycetes, Polyporales, Fomitopsidaceae. The annotation marks the transcript as partial. The record is from RefSeq and is a predicted model, not a curated record. The transcript has 3 exons.